This is a messenger RNA of Ascochyta rabiei, 528 nucleotides long. RefSeq names its product Homogentisate 1,2-dioxygenase. The record is from RefSeq and is a predicted model, not a curated record. The coding region runs from base 1 to 528 and encodes 175 amino acids. Gene Ontology annotation, molecular function: acireductone dioxygenase [iron(II)-requiring] activity. Lineage: Eukaryota; Fungi; Ascomycota; Dothideomycetes; Pleosporales; Didymellaceae. The transcript has 3 exons.
AUGAAAGCCUACUGGUUCGACAACAUCGAUGGCGACCAACGCCUCCCGCACGACUCCGGGCGCAGCGUCCCCGCAGACUACCUUUCCAACCUGGGCGUACUCUACCAGCACAUAACAGCCCCCUCAGAAGUCGACGCGCUCGCAUCGGCCCGCAACUACAAGAACCGCGACGAAAUCACCGUAUCACCGCAGAGCAUGGGCGACGUGUACGAGGAGAAAGUGAAGAGCUUCUUCCACGAGCACCUGCACGAGGACGAGGAGAUCCGGUAUAUCCUCGAUGGCGCAGGGUUCUUCGACGUGCGCAGCGAGGGGGAUGAUUGGGUGCGAAUUUGGCUCGAGAAGGGAGAUUUGAUUGUGCUGCCUGCGGGCAUUUAUCAUCGGUUUACUACGGAUGAGAAGAAUUAUAUCAAGGCUAUGCGGCUCUUCAAGGAAGAGCCCAAGUGGACCCCGUUGAACAGGAGUGAGGAGACGGAUGCGAACCACUACCGUAAGGAGUACCUCAGCUCGCGACAGGGCCUUGCUGCGUGA